Messenger RNA from Fulmarus glacialis (Northern fulmar), 1213 nucleotides. RefSeq names its product lysophosphatidic acid receptor 6 (gene LPAR6). The record is from RefSeq and is a predicted model, not a curated record. Gene Ontology annotation, biological process: phospholipase C-activating G protein-coupled receptor signaling pathway; positive regulation of Rho protein signal transduction. Gene Ontology annotation, molecular function: lysophosphatidic acid receptor activity. Gene Ontology annotation, cellular component: membrane. The transcript has a single exon. NCBI's taxonomy places the organism in Eukaryota, Metazoa, Chordata, Aves, Procellariiformes, Procellariidae. The coding region runs from base 1 to 1023 and encodes 340 amino acids.
AUGGUAAGUUCUAAUUGUUCCACUGAGGACUCCUUUAAAUAUACUUUAUAUGGGUGUAUCUUUAGUAUGGUGUUUGUUCUUGGCCUCAUAGCAAACUGUGUUGCUAUCCACAUUUUCACUUGUACAUUAAAAGUGCAAAAUGAGACUACAACUUACAUGCUUAAUUUAGCAAUAUCAGAUCUGCUUUUUGUGUUUACGUUACCCUUCAGGAUUUAUUACUUUGUAGCAAGAAACUGGCCAUUUGGAGACAUUCUUUGCAAGAUUUCUGUCACCCUCUUUUAUACAAAUAUGUAUGGGAGCAUUUUAUUUCUGACUUGCAUAAGUGUAGAUCGCUUUUUAGCUAUAGUACACCCUUUUCGAUCUAAGACUCUCCGAACCAAAAGGAAUGCAAAAAUUGUCUGCGCUGCAGUAUGGAUAACCGUGUUAGCAGGCAGCACACCAGCAAGCUUUUUCCAGUCUACAAACCGCCGUAAUAACACUGAACAAAGAACGUGUUUUGAAAACUUUUCAGAGGACACAUGGAAAACCUACCUAUCCCGGAUUGUUAUCUUCAUUGAAAUAGUUGGGUUUUUUAUUCCACUCAUCUUGAACGUGACCUGCUCUACUAUGGUCUUACGGACUUUGAAUAAACCGCUUACGUUAAGUCGGAAUAAAUUAAGCAAGAAAAAAGUACUCAAAAUGAUUUUUGUCCAUUUGGUGAUAUUCUGCUUCUGCUUUGUGCCUUAUAAUGUUACCUUAAUACUUUAUUCCCUUAUGAGAACACAGACCUGGAUUAAUUGUUCAGUGGUAACUGCAGUCAGGACUAUGUACCCUGUCACUCUGUGCAUCGCCGUUUCAAACUGCUGUUUUGACCCUAUCGUCUAUUACUUUACAUCGGAUACAAUUCAAAAUUCGAUAAAAAAGAACCGGUCCACUAGACCACGGGACAUCAGAUUCUCCGAAAGGCCAGUUUCAGAAAACUUCAUUCAACACAGCCUUCAGACCAUAAAAAUGAAAAUAUUUGACAGUGACUCUACAAUAUAAACUGUAUUAAAAGACCACUGGGACUAAACUGGAAUUAGAAGCCUGCACAUUUCUUCAGCUGUGGAAAUAUAUUCUGAUAUGUAAAUGUUACACUUCCUUCACAUCAGAAAAGUUUACGAUAAGACUGUAAAAGUGUUUAGCAUAAUAGUACACAGAAAAAGUAUUUUAAGAAUUUAUGUCAAAUGUCUGU